This is a messenger RNA of Parus major (Great Tit), 654 nucleotides long. It is a transcript of the gene PSMB4, whose product is annotated as proteasome 20S subunit beta 4. The transcript has 5 exons. The record is from RefSeq and is a predicted model, not a curated record. NCBI's taxonomy places the organism in Eukaryota, Metazoa, Chordata, Aves, Passeriformes, Paridae. Gene Ontology annotation, cellular component: proteasome core complex. The annotation marks the transcript as partial.
GAUCCAAAGUGGUUUCCCGCGGGCGUGGCAGGAGCCCGAUGGUGACGGGGACGUCGGUGCUGGGGCUGAAGUUCUCCGGGGGCGUGAUCCUGGCCGCGGACACGGUGGGAUCCUACGGAUCCCUGGCGCGAUUCCGGGGAAUCUCCCGGCUCCUCAAGGUCAACGACUCCACCGUGCUGGGAGCCUCCGGAGAUCUGGCGGAUUUCCAGCACCUGCGGCAGCUCCUGGAGCAGAUGGUGAUCGACGAGGAGCUGCUGGGGGAUGGGCACAGCUACAGCCCCCGGGCUCUUCACUCGUGGCUCACUCGGGUCCUCUACAACCGGCGCUCCAAGAUCAAUCCCCUCUGGAAUUCCGUGCUCAUCGCCGGCGUCUACGGCGGGGAGAGCUGGGCUGGUGGUGUUUUCCAGGGAAAUUGUGGUUUUUUCUACGAGGUUGCCGUGGUGACGGAGAAGGGGGUGGAGCUGGAGGGACCCCUGACCCUGGAGGCCAACUGGGACAUCGCCCACGCCGUCAGCGGUUUCGAGUGAUCUCCGGGAGCUGCUCCGGCCUCAGCCCGUCCACCUCAAAUCCCGGCUUUCGUCCCAUCCCUUUUUUCCCCUCGGGAAGGGCCAAUCCAGCUUUUUUUGGGAAUAAAAUCCAGCGUUUCCAGACCCA